This is a messenger RNA of Bombus impatiens (common eastern bumble bee), 1500 nucleotides long. RefSeq names its product NKAP family protein CG6066. The transcript is spliced from 4 exons. NCBI's taxonomy places the organism in Eukaryota, Metazoa, Arthropoda, Insecta, Hymenoptera, Apidae. The record is from RefSeq and is a predicted model, not a curated record. Gene Ontology annotation, biological process: regulation of gene expression. Gene Ontology annotation, cellular component: nucleus. The coding region runs from base 604 to 1341 and encodes 245 amino acids. Gene Ontology annotation, molecular function: chromatin binding.
CAGCGACAUACUAGGGCAAUCAUCAACAGACCGUCGUACUGUGCGUGUGUGAUAUUUCAGUCUCAACGAGAUCUUACAACCAUCGUGUUCAGAUUUAUUUGUAUACAAGUGCAAAUAAAAUGACAAAUUACGCUAACGCUCGAUCUAUUAAACCUCCUCCACGUUGAGCGUUAAGUCAUUUAAGGUACGUGAUAUCAACCGAAUAUAAAAGUUUUAUUGUUGCAUUGUUACUUCGUCGGAUCGAGUAAUAUUGCUUGUCACUAUCUGUGUAGUCGAUAGCAGAUUUUCAAUAUAGUUACAUAAAAAUUUAUAUUUUUCAACUCUUCCAAAAAUUUGUUUGUCCGAUACUAAUAGUUUUUCGACAUAAAUUAUUACGCGAUUUUGUUAUUCGUAGAACCGUGCAAUUUAAUAGGUUCUUGUCUAUGCUAGCGUGCAACCAAACAGAGCAGAUCUCUAAUUUUAUACGUUCUUGUAUUGUUAAAGUGUUUCGUGGUUCAGCAUUUGGCCGUAUGGUGCAGCAUUAAUCCUGAAACAACCAGAACCAUAACAGUUAGCACUCUCAUUCCCUAUCUGUCAUAGCUUGUAAACAAGAAAUAAAAGCAGAUGCAAAAAAUGGACGCACGGAGACGGGAUAGAGAGCAAAUUGGGUUAUGUGGUGUUGAUAGAAUUUGGGGAAAAUCACCAACACGAAUCGAAGAUUCUGACGAAGAUGAAGAGACUAACAAGUACAAAGACAGUAUUAUACCAAAAGAUAGAAAAAGGAAACAUGAGAUGAAGAAGAAGAAAAGUAAAAAACUAAAGAAAGAAAAGAAAGCUAAGAAAGACAAAAAGAAGAAACGGAAAAAGAAAAGGUCAGAUAGUAGCUCCGACAGCGAACCUGAGGAAUUAGAAUGGGUGGAAAAGAAUGGAAUUAAUGAUAAAGCAAAGGUUAAAAAGGGAUCAAGUUCAGAUGAGAGUGGUGAUGAAGUAGUGGGACCAGUUCAAAAGCCACAUGUGACAUUAUCUGCUAAAGAUUUUGGCAAGGCUCUUUUACCUGGCGAAGGUGCUGCUAUGGCUGCAUACGUUGCAGAAGGAAAACGUAUACCUAGAAGAGGUGAAAUUGGUCUGACUUCAGAAGAGAUAGCCGCAUAUGAAUCUGUUGGUUAUGUUAUGAGUGGUAGCAGACAUCGGCGGAUGGAAGCUGUUCGUAUCCGUAAGGAAAACCAAAUUUAUUCUGCUGAUGAGAAACGAGCAUUGGCUAUGUUUAGUAAAGAAGAACGACAGAAGAGAGAAAAUCUUAUUUUGGGGCAAUUCAGAGAGAUGGUUAAUCAGAAAUUAGCCCAAGAACAGAAGAAAAAGUAAUGUAAUUAUUUGAUAUAUAAUUUUCAUCUUAUUUAACAUAACAAGAAGUUAUGUAUGAAAGUGUAUAUAAGAAUUGAACACAUUGUAAAAUAUUAUUUAUACGCAUGUAGAUAUAUACAUAUAUGGAAAUAGAUCUAAAUAUAUUAUCUUAAUUGAUUA